Messenger RNA from Rotaria socialis, 423 nucleotides. Lineage: Eukaryota; Metazoa; Rotifera; Eurotatoria; Philodinida; Philodinidae. The record is from the annotation of a GenBank genome assembly.
AUGAUGCAAAAAUUUUUCUCAUUCGUACUUUUCAUUGUCGUUAUCAAUGCUCAACAGUUUCAGGCUGCUUGGGAACUUAAUUAUUUAUUUCCGUCAAUGAUUUUUGAGCCAGCUUCCAAAUUAACACCACCAUAUAAACAAGGGAUCUAUUCCUAUUCAUUUGUUAUUCCUCCGCCAAGUAAACUCUAUGGGCCUAAUGUGGCUUUUUACCUUUUUGCUGGUCAACCAACGAGUAAAACAGCUGAAAUUGUUUUCAAUCAAGAUGGUCAAUUUUUUCAAACAUUAUCUGAAAAACAAUAUUGGCAAUCCAAAAAAAUACCCAUACCAUUGACAGUCAAUGCAACUAAGAUCGAUCUCCAUAUUCGAGAUGGUGAUAAGUUUGGUCCAACGUACACUAUUCAUGUCACACGAGCAACUCAAUAG